AGGUUCCAGGCUUGCUGUAAUUACCCAGAAUAUUGCAAAUCUUGGCACAGGCAUUAUAAUAUCUCUCAUCUAUGGCUGGCAGUUGACACUUCUCCUGUUAGCAAUUGUACCCAUCAUUGCAGUAGCAGGAGUUAUUGAAAUGAAAAUGCUCUCUGGACAAGCCCUGAAAGAUAAGAAAGAACUGGAAGGUGCUGGGAAGAUUGCCACCGAAGCGAUAGAAAAUUUCCGGACUGUUGUUUCUUUGACUCGGGAGGAGAGGUUUGAAUACAUGUAUGCCCAGAGUUUGCAGGUACCGUACAGAAACUCUUUGAGGAAAGCACAUGUCUUUGGAAUUACAUUUUCCAUCACCCAGGCAAUGAUGUAUUUCUCCUAUGCUGGCUGUUUCCGGUUUGGUGCCUACUUGGUGGCUCAGGGCAUCAUGGAGUUUCAGGAUGUUCUCUUAGUGUUCUCAGCUAUUGUCUUUGGUGCCAUGGCUGUGGGACAGGUCAGUUCAUUUGCUCCUGACUACGCCAAGGCCAAGGUGUCAGCGGCCCACGUCAUCAAUAUCAUUGAAAAAAUUCCUCUGAUCGACACCUACAGCACAGAAGGCCUAAAGCCGAAUACAAUGGAAGGAAACGUGGCAUUUAAUGAAGUCGUGUUCAACUACCCCACUCGACCAGACAUCCCAGUGCUUUGGGGGCUGAGCCUGGAGGUGAAGAAGGGCCAGACGCUGGCCCUGGUGGGCAGCAGCGGCUGCAGGAAGAGCACGGUCGUCCAGCUCCUGGACCGGUUCUAUGACCCCUUGGCUGGCACAGUGUUAAUCGAUGGCAGGGAAAUAAAGCACCUGAAUGUCCAGUGGCUGCGAGCACACAUGGGCAUCGUGUCCCAGGAGCCCAUUCUAUUUGACUGCAGCAUCGGCAAGAACAUUGCCUAUGGAGACAACAGCCACGUCGUGUCCCAGGAGGAGACUGAGCGUGCGGCCAAGGAGGCCAACAUCCACCUGUUCAUCGAGAUGCUGCCAGACAAAUACAGCACCAGAGUCGGGGACAAGGGGACUCAGCUCUCUGGCGGCCAGAAACAGCGCAUCGCCAUAGCCCGCGCCCUCGUCAGACAGCCGCACAUCUUGCUUCUGGACGAAGCUACCUCGGCUCUGGACACGGAAAGCGAAAAGGUUGUCCAAGAAGCCCUGGACAAAGCCCGAGAAGGCCGCACCUGCAUCGUGAUCGCUCACCGCCUGUCCACCAUCCAGAACGCAGACAUGAUCGUGGUGUUUCAGAACGGCAGAAUCAAGGAGCACGGCACGCACCAGCAGCUGCUGGCACAGAAAGGCAUCUAUUUCACCAUGGUCAGCGUCCAGGUUGUCCAAGAAGCCCUGGACAAAGCCCGAGAAGGCCGCACCUGCAUCGUGAUCGCUCACCGCCUGUCCACCAUCCAGAACGCAGACAUGAUCGUGGUGUUUCAGAACGGCAGAAUCAAGGAGCACGGCACGCACCAGCAGCUGCUGGCACAGAAAGGCAUCUAUUUCACCAUGGUCAGCGUCCAGGCCGGAACGAAGCGCUACGAGAGUAGUUUGGCAUUGAACCACGAACAGAAGCACCGUCUGGGAGCUGUGGCCUCCAGCGCCCUGUGCCAGGGGGACCUGAGAGGAGUCCUGCUUCCCCACAAGACCAGAGAGCCUUUGAGAAGUCCGGGCUUCCAGAAGAGAAGUCUCAGCCCACCUUUGGAGCCCGAAACUGUGAGUUUGGAUGCGCUGAGAGCGCGCGAGGUGCAGCUUCCCUUGACUUGCACCACCCCGCCCCCAGAGGACACAGCUCAGGGCCAGAGAGAUCUCAUCCUGCACUUGCUCUCGGGGCAAGUGAGAGCUGCCCCUGACCCUGUGGCCAGCCCCCUGCGUGCUCCCGACAGCAGUGGCAAGAACAGGAUCUGGCUGGCUGAUGACUGGCCAGGAGGGCACCCGUGGAGGCCCCGUGGGGAGUCAGGACCGCCGCCUCCGCCCGGCGGUAACAAGGGGCCCCUCCCACCCCCGGCGUCAGCGGAGUCCAAGUGGAGAGCGACGCGGCUCUCCCUGGCGGGGCUCUGUCCUCAGAUCAAGGGAGACAGAAGGUUUCAGAACGUCCGAGAAGCCAGUGUGGCUGGCAAGAGUGCGGGAGGGAGAGAGGUAGAAAAUGAGAUGACUCGCUCUGGCUUCUGCUUUGAGAGUGAACAGAGGCAGCGGAGGAGGCAAAGACGGGGGCAGAGGAGCCUGAGGAAGAGAGGGCAGCCUGAGGAAGCUGCCGCAGCCCCUCGGGCUGAGAUGGAUCCAGAGGUGGGAAGGAUCGCAACAUUCCGGAUUACCGAGACGAGGGAGGACGGAUUUGAACUGGGCGUCAGCAGCAGCCAAGCUAAGGAAAAAAUGAAGAAAGUAAAUUUGAUUGGACCAUUAACAUUGUUUCGAUACUCUGAUUGGCAGGAUAAAUUAUUUAUGUCUUUUGGCACUAUCAUGGCCAUAACUCAUGGAUCAGGUCUGCCCCUCAUGAUGAUAGUAUUUGGAGAAAUGACUGACAGAUUUGUUAAUACUGGAGGAAAUUUCUCCCUUCCAGGAUUCAUAGUGGGGUUUAUCAGAGGAUGGAAGCUCACUCUUGUGAUAAUGGCCAUCAGCCCUAUCCUGGGAUUCUCUACAGCUGUUUGGGCAAAGAUACUCUCAGCGUUUAGUGACAAAGAACUUGCUGCAUAUGCAAAAGCAGGUGCUGUGGCGGAAGAAGCUCUGGGGGCCAUCAGGACUGUGAUCGCUUUUGGGGGCCAGAAGAGAGAGCUGGAGAGGUAUCAGAAACAUCUAGAAAAUGCCAAAAGGAUUGGAAUUAAAAAAGCUAUUUCAGCGAGCAUUUCUAUGGGCACUGCCUUCCUGCUAAUAUAUGCAUCGUAUGCACUGGCCUUCUGGUAUGGAUCCACUCUAGUUAUAGCCAAAGAAUACACUAUUGGAAAUGCAAUUACAGUCUUUUUCUCAAUCCUGAUCGGAGCCUUCAGCAUUGGACAGGCGGCUCCCUGUAUUGAUGCUUUUGCCAGUGCAAGAGGAGCAGCAUAUGCGAUCUUUGCUAUUAUUGAUAAUGAUCCUACAAUUGACAGUUUUUCAGAGAGAGGACACAAACCAGACAACAUCAAAGGGAAUUUGGAGUUCAAAGAUGUUCAUUUCUCUUAUCCUGCUCGGCCGGAUGUCAAGAUCUUGAAGGGCCUCAACCUGAGGGUAGAGAGCGGGCAGACGGUGGCCCUGGUUGGGAACAGCGGCUGUGGGAAGAGCACAGUAGUCCAGCUGGUACAGAGGCUCUAUGACCCUGAUGCGGGGAGGAUUAUCAUCGAUGGGCAGGAUAUUAGGACAUUUAAUGUAAAGUAUCUGAGGGAAAUAAUUGGAGUGGUGAGUCAGGAGCCAGUGCUCUUUGCCACCACCAUUGCUGAAAAUAUCCGUUACGGCCGUGGAAAUGUCACCAUGGAUGAAAUAAAGCAAGCUGUGAAGGAAGCCAACGCCUAUGAGUUUAUCAUGAGAUUACCACAGAAAUUUGACACCCUGGUUGGAGAGAGAGGGGUCCAGCUGAGUGGUGGGCAGAAGCAGAGAAUCGCCAUCGCCCGGGCCCUGGUUCGCAACCCCAAGAUCCUGCUGCUGGACGAGGCCACCUCAGCGCUGGACACGGAGAGUGAAGCCGAGGUUCAGGCGGCCCUGGAUAAGGCCAGGGAAGGCCGGACCACCAUAGUGAUAGCGCACCGGCUGUCCACGAUCCGAAAUGCAGAUGUCAUCGCGGGGUUUGACGACGGAGUCGUUGUGGAGCAGGGAAGCCACAGGGAGCUGAUGACGAAGGAAGGGGUGUACUUCAGGCUGAUUUCAGGAAGCCAGAUCCAGUCAGAAGAAUUUAAAGUCACACUCGCUGAUGAAAAGCCUGCCAUGGGUUUAACUCAUCCCAUAGUUAGGCGUUCUCUUCAUAAAAGCCUGAGGAGUUCACGACAGUAUCAGAAUGGCUUUGAUGUGGAAACCAGUGAACUUGAUGAAUCUGUGCCACCGGUGUCUUUUCUGAAGAUCCUGAAACUGAACAAGACAGAGUGGCCCUACUUAGUGGUGGGAACCCUGUGCGCUGUGGUCAACGGGGCGCUCCAGCCGGCCUUCUCGGUCAUCUUCUCGGAAAUGAUAGCGGUGAGUGUGGAAACACCACUGGAUGGCCUGAGUGAAAUCACUUCACCAGGAAGUCAGUUCUCAUGCCAGCCCGGUCCACUCUGCAGUAAGGCAGCCUCCAAUGAAACUAAGCCAAAGGCUUUCAUUCCCUGUUGAGGAAAGCCGUGAGGCAAAAGAA
Odocoileus virginianus texanus is the source of this 4292-nucleotide messenger RNA. The record is from RefSeq and is a predicted model, not a curated record. Lineage: Eukaryota; Metazoa; Chordata; Mammalia; Artiodactyla; Cervidae.